Molecule: messenger RNA, 2327 nt
Organism: Ceratitis capitata (Mediterranean fruit fly)
Lineage: Eukaryota; Metazoa; Arthropoda; Insecta; Diptera; Tephritidae
Product: protein RER1
Exons: 5
Coding region: 684-1250 (188 amino acids)
Biological process (GO): protein retention in ER lumen; retrograde vesicle-mediated transport, Golgi to endoplasmic reticulum
Cellular component (GO): Golgi membrane
Source: RefSeq, a predicted model, not a curated record
UCAACUGUCAUUCUGCCUUAGUGACGUGUAUGUGAGUUUGGAAAAAUUUCAAGAAAACUGUGUAAUUCUAUUUAGAAUUUUUACCAGCGGCUUUAUCAAAGCCAAUGAUAAAGUCAUUAACAAUUUCACAUGUGUGAAAAUUGUAUUGUUGAAGUAAUAUAAAAGCUUUAUCACAUAAUUUACAUUACUUAAAGCCGUGGUGAAUGAGACACUUCCUACUCGUGAACGUCAUUUAAUAGAAAAGCAAAGAAGAACAUAAAAUAAAAGGGUGCAAGGAGACGGUAUACGACGGAUUGGGCUCGACUUGCAGUGGUGGCUGUGUGGAAGAAUAAGAAAAGUGUCAGGCGAGUUGACGGAAAAUGAAGAAAUAGAAAAGUGUACAACUAUUGCAGAUCGAAGGGCCGAAGGGGUUAAAUUUUGUGGAUUCGCGCUGUCUUAAAUGCAUACGUUACGACUGGCCGACGUUGGAAAUCUGGUGCACACUUUUACGUGAUUUUUUGGUUUAUCUUUCUAUUUUAUUUUAUCUACGAGUAUUUUAUAUUUUGAAACUACUGCAGAAGAUUAAGGGGUUUUUCGACAAAAAGUUAAGUUCGGUAAGCUGCUGGGAAAGAGGAAAUUUAAAGCAAUUGCACGGUUUUUGUAAUAGAUAGUGGUUGCGCUGUUGCUACCACAAAUCAACAACAAUGAUGAAUGAGGAAACAAGUAGUAGUACCCCUUCUAGUGGUGGUGUUAAGCUUUUCUUUGUACGCCUAUCACAAAUGUACCAAUCAACGCUGGAUCGUUGGACACCUCAUACUAGAAUGCGUUGGGUAGGUGCGGCUGUGCUUGUACUGCUCUUCCUGCUACGCAUCUUUAUUAACCAAGGCUGGUAUAUAGUAUGCUAUGCGCUGGGAAUAUACCAUUUAAAUUUGUUUAUUGCAUUUCUAACACCGAAAAUUGAUCCAGAAUUUGAUCCCUACGAUAAUGAUGAAGAUGGUCCCAAUUUGCCAACACGAAGUAACGAGGAGUUCCGGCCGUUUAUACGCCGCUUACCGGAAUUCAAAUUUUGGUUAUCGAUCACGAAAAGUACUUUAAUAGGUCUGAUUUGUACAUUUUUCGACUUCUUCAAUGUGCCCGUCUUCUGGCCAAUACUUGUCAUGUACUUCAUUACACUCUUUUGCAUAACAAUGAAGCGACAAAUUAAGCAUAUGAUUAAGUACAAGUAUCUGCCAUUCACACGCAACAAGCCGCGCUAUCAGCGUGUUGUUUAAUUUGAGCGAGUCAUUGGCCGUGGCAUAGAUUUGUCUUAGAUCACUUUGAAAAUGUAGCGAUUAUAUUUAAUUAGCGAGCAAUAAAAACAUUUAAAAAACGUUCAAUGGAGUGCUGGUGUUAUACAAUAAAACAUCCGCCUUGGUUAAUAUUAUAUUUGAAUGCCUGUGUCAUUUUGGAUUCCUCAUUUGGCGUGACUCUGGAAAUAAAUAAUAGUCUUCGGUUAUGUUUUUCUUUAUACAUACAUACAUACAUACAUAUGACCUAAUCAAACCGUAAAAGUAAAUAUAUAUUAUAUAUAUUAUAAUUACUAUUAAUUAUGCUUAGUAAUGUUAUAUGUGUAUACCUUUAUGAAAUCGUUUUAAACGCAAAAACAUAAAAAUAAAUUCUAACCUAGUAUGCCAACCUUUUUAGAAAAUUAAGUACAUAUGUACAUGGAUGCUAUUAAUUUAGAUACCCAUAUGUAUGUUGUGUAUGUCUUUUGUAAGUAGUAGCAGCUAAACAGAAUUAUUCAAAAUCUAUUUAAAAUUUUUUUCGAAACUCACAUUGCAUUGCACGAGAUCAUUUUGUCACAUUCGUUUGUCUUGUACGAGCACUAUUUUUAAAUUGAUUUGUAGUGGUAUAAAAAAUAUUUAACAUACAUAUGUACAAAUAAUAUGUACAAGGUAAUUUACUUUCAAAUUAAUUAUUAAAUAUGAUAUGGCAUUGUAAUGAUUUCCUUUAGACACCGUUUUUCAUGUAUUUAAUUGUAGAUUUUCCUUAUUGCCAUUUUUUCGCAAUACAAACAUACAUACAUAUGUAUAUUUUUUCAAGUUCACAAAAAAAAGAGAAGAAGAGAAGAGGUUAUGCGCUAAUGUUGAUGAAUCGCUGGUUGUCAAAUACCUAUAAUAAUGAAUUACAAUAAAAUGCCUACAUACAUACAUACAUACAUACAUGAAUACAUAUAUAUACCUACAUACAAACAUACGAACCAACAUAAGUGCAUCUAUGUGAGUUGCGAAGUUGAGAACGAAAUCAGUGUACGAUUGUAAUAAGCAAAAACUAAAUAAAAAUACCAAAUCAUUUGAAUAAAAUACAAA